CGCAACGCGUGACGUAGCACCUAGAUAGCGACUUCUCGAGCGUUGUACGGAAAUGAGAUGAUUACCUUUGGUUCCCUGAAUUUCACAAACGGCAGAGGACUAAACGGGGAUUCAGUGGAAAACUAAGCUGAAGGUGUCUGACUACAGAUCAUUUUCAAACAGCUACUAAUUCGUACUACUUUAUCUAAUAAAAGAAUAGCGAGCUUACUCCUUAGCCGCCAGGACAACUAGCUCGCUUACUAAGCUAUGAUAACAACGAGGCUGGGAACGAAACCCGACUCCCUCUUCAGGUGUUGGAAUGCACUGUGUGUCUCACUGGUGCAAAGGCUUUGAUUUAACCACAGGGUUUAUCUCACACAGAUGGCAUCCAGUUAGUAAGGUCGCUUUUCCAAUGAGGAGAACUCGCCUUUUUGGCCCCGUGCAUCACCCUUCCUCGCCAUGGCAAAGCUCUAUCUGCCUACUUUCCUCUUACUGAUUUUUCUGUCCUCCUUCGUCCUCCUGCUGCUCAUCCUUCUGACCCCUGUCACCCCCUCACUUCCUUUAGCGCCUGCCUCUGAUCCCUCACUUUGGCCGUCACCCUCUUGCAGUCCAGGUCAGUCCUGGGCGGUUCGACUGCACAUUGGUCUUAAUCACAAGGAAGAAGAUGGUGAACACGGUGCUGUGCACAUGGAUUUCAUAGCCAACAAGGUAGCGGAGCAGGCUGGGCUGCACAACCAUGGCCAGAUAGGACACCUGGAAGGCCACUACUUACUGUGCUCUACAAAGCCCAGUGCUGGGUCUGUAGGACGCAUCAAGAGACAAGCUCUCCGGCCUGAGGAUGUUUUAGCAGGACACCCUCAUGUUAUGUGGUACUCUCAGGAGAGAGUGCUCAGCCGCUCAAAGAGAUCGAUGGCCUUCAAUGACCCCAACUACCCCAAACAGUGGCACCUGCACAAUGACGUCAGUAAGGGCAUGGACAUCAACGUGACAGGAGUGUGGGAGCGUAACAUUACCGGCCAGGGAGUCACAGUGGUGGUUGUUGAUGACGGGGUGGAGCACACCCACCAAGAUAUUCAGCCAAAUUAUAGUCCAGAAGGCAGCUACGACCUUAACUCAAAUGACCCAGACCCCAUGCCUCACCCUGACAUUCACAGCGACAACCACCACGGUACUCGGUGCGCUGGGGAGAUUGCAGCUGUUUCCAACAACAGCUUCUGCGCAGUGGGAGUGGCCUAUGGCAGCAAAGUAGCAGGUAUUAGAGUGCUCGAUGGCCCGCUGACAGACAGCCUGGAGGCUAUAGCCUUUAACAAACACUACCAAGUUAAUGACAUCUACAGCUGCAGUUGGGGUCCAGAUGAUGAUGGGCAUACUGUGGAUGGACCUCAUCCUCUGGGCAAGGCAGCUCUGCAGCACGGGGUGAUUGCAGGCAGACGAGGAUUCGGGAGCAUCUUUAUAGUUGCCAGCGGUAACGGUGGUCAGUACAACGACAACUGCAACUACGACGGGUACGCCAACUCGAUCUACACCAUUACAAUCGGAGCGGUCGACGAGAAAGGCAAGAUGCCAUUCUAUGCUGAGGAGUGCGCAUCUAUGCUGGCCGUCACUUUCAGCAGUGGGAGGGGCUCUUUGAGGAGCAUUGUGACUUCAGACUGGUCCAUGCAGGGGGGCACAGGUUGUACCGAGGGCCACACCGGUACAUCUGCUGCAGCACCCCUGGCAGCAGGAAUGGUGGCACUCAUGCUGCAGGUCCGGCCCUGCCUCACCUGGAGGGAUAUCCAGCACAUCAUCACCUUCACUGCCACCAAGUGCGACAGUAGUGCCGACUGGAAGGUGAACGGAGCAGGAUUUCAUCACAGCCACCAGCACGGCUUUGGUCUGCUCAACGCGUGGAGGCUCGUCAAUGCCGCCAAGGUGUGGGAGUCAGUGCCAUUCCUCUUGUCCUAUCAGAGCUCUGUAAUAAAGGAGGAAACCCCCAUUGUGAUCUAUCCCGAUGAGCUCGUCCUUACCUGGGAAGUCUCUGCUGCCGACCUGAGACAAUCUGGAAUGGAGACCCUGGAGCAUGUGGCCGUGACCGUGACAGUCAUCCAUCCUUGCCGUGGCAACGUGGAGUUCGUGUUGAUCUGCCCCAGCGGUAUGACAUCAGUCAUCGGGGCUCGCCGUGCCAUCGACAGAGAUAAUGCAGGCUACCAGGACUGGACUUUCUCCACUGUGCGCUGCUGGGGAGAGAGAGCCCAGGGCCUCUACACCCUCAAGAUCUCUGACCACAAAGAUGAAUCUUCUGUCCAGUGUGCCGCUGUGGGAGUGCUGAAGGAGAGGAAGUUGACUCUGUAUGGUUCAUCUAUGAUGUUCAGCGAGGUCAAGGAAAGACAGAGGCUGGUGGAGGAGGCAAUGACUGGGAAGUAUCUGCACAGCAACUUCUCUCUGCCCUGCCCUCCAGGCCUGGACCUGCCUCCAGAAAUCACCAAGCCCUUCACGUCCAACAACCUCAAGUUCAUGCUGUUGCUUGGCUGUUUUGCUCUCUUCUGGUCCCUCUACUACACAUUGGAGGUUAUGAUGGCCCACGUAGACUUCAGGGUCCUUCUCUGCUUGCCCAGGAGACAGGGUGGUCACAGGAGGGGGCGACAAGGGAAAGAAGUGGAGGAGGCACUGAUUGGGGAUGAGGAGCAGGACUCAGGGGUGGAGUUGCAGGCUGUGCUGGACUCUGAUGUCAAAGAGCCGCUUGCCAGUGGGGAAUGGCUGGCAACAUAGCACUGAGCCAGAUUAAGGGCUAAAACCAUCACACUGUUAGUCCUUAUAGGACCUCUCAGGCUUACACCUUCAUUUUGCCACUCGCCAACUUAGCCUUCCACACUCAGCUUCCAGCAGUGGUGUUGGAGGGUCAAACCAGUGCACUCUCGUCCUUCUUUGCAUUCCCCUUAAGAGUGGCCUUCAGUGUGUUUGUGCUGCACGCAAAGGUGUGUGGCUUGUGCACAUCCCCUUAAUAAAGGUGAUCACAUUUUUUUUCUGCGAUCUCUUUAGACAUGGAAGAAAAAUUUGGUACGAAGGUUAAAAUUCCUGUAAAGUAAGUUAAUGCACAGGUCUGGUAUGACCAUCAGAUGGACUUAACAGGGUUCCUGGUUUAAUUACAUGUGUGAAAGUGUUCAUUUGCUCAUAUGUUUAAAAUGUAACCUCAAAGAAGAGCUUGAUAGGAUACAAUACACCUGUGGAAGGAAGAACUGAGAUGUGCACUUAAAAAAAAACAAAAAAAAAAACGUGUGUGUGUGUGUGUGUGUGUUGUGUGUGUGUGUGUGUGGUGUGUGUGUGUUGUGUUGUGUGUGUGUGUCGUGUGUGUGUGUGUGUGUGUGUGUGUGUGAGAGAGAGAGAUAUGCAAGGUCUUCCAUGGAAAAAGUGACCUAUGGUAAAAUGUGAGGCUUCAAGUGGGUACUGUAUUUCAAUAAAAAGAUUGAUUUGAGGGAAUUCCUUUAUGCAUUUAUUUUUUUAAGCCUGGUGUUGUUUUCUGUGGCUUAUCAAUCUACUACUGAGAAUUUACAAAUAAAAGAAAAAUACAAACUUGAAAUGGGAUUUUUGCAUUGUGGGAUUUGCAAAUCAAUUUUUUAAUAAAGUAUAAUAUAUAGACAAUGUGUGCCUGCUGUACAGAUGUACUAUGCUGAUGGUGUUUUUACAGUGCUUUUUUUUUUUUUAAAGACUAUUAAAGAAGUAUAAUUUUUUUAAUGUAAACAGUGUUUGGAGUGAUAUUGAAAACCAUUACUGUGCAAGUCACAGGCAAGUUCAGUGAUAAUAAACAAUGCUUGAUUAAGUUC
This is a messenger RNA of Haplochromis burtoni (Burton's mouthbrooder), 3779 nucleotides long. RefSeq names its product proprotein convertase subtilisin/kexin type 7 (gene pcsk7). The coding region runs from base 439 to 2727 and encodes 762 amino acids. Gene Ontology annotation, cellular component: Golgi membrane; trans-Golgi network. Lineage: Eukaryota; Metazoa; Chordata; Actinopteri; Cichliformes; Cichlidae. Gene Ontology annotation, molecular function: serine-type endopeptidase activity. Gene Ontology annotation, biological process: protein processing. The transcript has 18 exons. The record is from RefSeq and is a predicted model, not a curated record.